Messenger RNA from Ictidomys tridecemlineatus (thirteen-lined ground squirrel), 7810 nucleotides. It is a transcript of the gene Siah3, whose product is annotated as siah E3 ubiquitin protein ligase family member 3. Gene Ontology annotation, molecular function: ubiquitin conjugating enzyme binding; ubiquitin protein ligase activity. Gene Ontology annotation, biological process: proteasome-mediated ubiquitin-dependent protein catabolic process; multicellular organism development. Lineage: Eukaryota; Metazoa; Chordata; Mammalia; Rodentia; Sciuridae. The record is from RefSeq and is a predicted model, not a curated record. Gene Ontology annotation, cellular component: cytoplasm.
AAUGCAAUGUGCUGAUCUAUGGUAAUGUUCAAUAAUACAUUCUCCGCCAGGCUCAAUUCAUCAGGGAGUUUCGGUAGGGGAGGCAUUUGUUAUUGGCUGUCUCUGCACCUCAAGGAUAACAUUUCUGUCCUUUUGAUUGGCUGCCCCACUGCUGCAAGAUUCUAACCGUCUUAUUUUGAUGAUGAAUAUGAAGGCACGCUAAGCCGGGCUGGAGCGGAGUGUCUCAGAGGCUGCGCUCCUUCCAGAGCCCAAGGACCUACAGCUCCCUCCUCUGCCUUCCUGUGCCAACAACCCCCCAAAAGUUGUGAUGCUUUUCUUUACCCAGUGCUUUGGGGCUGUGUUAGAUCUCAUUCACCUCCGGUUUCAGCACUACAAAGCUAAACGGGUUUUCUCUGCUGCUGGGCAACUUGUCUGCGUUGUCAAUCCCACGCACAACCUAAAGUAUGUGUCCAGUAGACGCGCCAUCACUCAGAGCACUGCAGAGCAAGGCGGCUUCCACCCUCACCAUCUCCCCCACCACCACCGCCACCACCGCCACCACCACCACCUGCGCCACCACGCCCACCCCCACCACCUCCACCACCAGGAGGCAGGGCUGCACGUUGCCCAGGUGACGCCCUGCCUGUGCCCCUUGUUCUCUUGCCAGUGGGAAGGCCACCUGGAGGUGGUUGUCCCCCAUCUGCGUCAGACCCACAGGGUUGACAUCCUUCAGGGAGCGGAAAUAGUCUUCCUGGCCACAGACAUGCAUCUGCCGGCGCCGGCCGACUGGAUCAUCAUGCACUCCUGCCUCGGCCACCACUUUCUGCUGGUGCUCAGGAAGCAGGAGAGGCACGAAGGGCACCCCCAGUUCUUUGCCACCAUGAUGCUGAUCGGGACCCCCACCCAGGCCGACUGUUUCACCUAUCGCCUGGAGCUCAACAGAAACCAUCGGCGUCUCAAAUGGGAGGCCACCCCCCGGUCUGUCCUCGAGUGCGUGGACUCGGUCAUCACAGAUGGGGACUGCCUCGUCCUCAACACCUCCCUGGCCCAGCUCUUCUCUGACAAUGGCAGCCUUGCCAUCGGAAUUGCUAUCACUGCGACGGAAGUCCACUCCGCAGAAGCCGAGAUGUGAGGCCAGGGGCCACCAGAAGCCCACACACGGCCUGUGAGCCCCGGGCCUCUGGGUGUCAGGACACUAGACUCCUUUUUAUUCUUCUCCUUCUUUCCUUCUUUUUUUUUUUCCUUUUAAUUUUGUCUCAGGUACUUUGUGGUAUUUAGUAUUUGUCUGCCGCGGGCAUUAAUGUCAUGUAAACAUCCUGUGAUUCCAGAUCUUGGCGUGAUGUCUGUCCUGCUUUGUUGACAUAGUUUUAUAGAAGGUUUGUAAGAUUCGAUCAGAGUAGUUAUUUCCUGCCACCCUCAGUUCCUUUCUCCACUAUUUCCAAAAGGAAAAGACUGUUGGAGUUGAAAGAUGUACUGUCCAAAUCGUUUCUUCUUUCUUUCUUCAGUCUGUUUCAGAGGGAGUCCUGCCUCUUUAGGUUGAGUCUGCUUCUCCCCUCUGCCACACUUCAGGCACUGGGGAAGCAUUACUCCCAAACCCCAAGAAGUGCUCACUGGGGCCCAGUGGGCCUUUCGCCAGCCCAUUCUGUCACCUCAGCUGGAUCCUGGCAGGCCUCCAAGCCAACAUGAAUGAUUAUUGGUAAAAUGGAUGUCAGACCACAGGUAGAACUCAGAGUGCUUAGUUUCAGGCAGAGUCCUGGCUGCCCAUCAGCCAUCUUUUCUUCAUCAAAAAUAAUUUGUCCUGAAACCCAGCACCCUCCCCCUAAACAACCCGAGUAAUUUUCGAGCCACUUUUGCUGCCACCUCACACCCCAAGUACCAGAAAGAGGUCCUUGGAAGAUUUGACAGCACAAUCCUCUGGAGUCAAACAAUAAUUGCUAGAGCCCUGGGGCUAGGGCUUCAUUUUUUCAGAGCCCUGAGUGGGUGACAAACUUUAGGUUGCAUCCUGCUUGCUCUCAGAGCUACGGGGGCACACUCCCCCCCGGGGCACUGGCACUAGCUUCCCACCUCCACCCACAAGAAUGGUCCAGGAAUGACUUGAGGCUGGUUGGUCAGUGCCAGAAAAAAAUAGGCUUGUCUGACUCCCUACGUAGUCCCCAGUCCCUUUCUGUAAUCCAAGACCUGCUUGGCUGUAAGUCUGGUAACCGUAGAAGCCGCAGUUCCUCUCCUGACUUCUGAUGCUCAACCAUUUUGAAAACAUUUGUGUAGCAUCCCAGGUGCCCCAGACAAACAGACCAACCUCAUGAGGAAUACAACUAACAUUCACAGGGCCUCGGGGCGCCUGGGGACAUCACCUUUGCCUUCUUGUGCCAAGUCACCUGAGCCAACCUGGGAAUAACUUCAGGUCGCUGCUAUUGCAUACAAGACUGUGUGAUGAGUAAGUGAUCUUGGAUAGGAUCUUCUUGCAUGUUGGUUUCUAGAAAUCCUUAGAAUAAGGAGGAGGACAUGUGCUAUGUUCUUCCAUCUAUGGUACUUCCAAGGAGGCCUUUCUCUCCAUAUCUACAUGUAAGGAAUUAAAGAAAAAGGAGCAAACUAACAACAAAUGAGAAAUAGAAAAUAAUAUCCAAAAAGUGUGUUUGAGCUUUAGUGUUCUUCAAGGGCUCUCUCUCUCUCUCAUUUGAGUCUCAGGUUAAUCCUCAACAGUAUCCUCAAUAUACUAAAAACAAUAAAAAUGCCCAGGCAGGACAUUACCUUCUCCAGGUCACACAUGGAGUGAUCAGACCACAGGUAGAACUCAGAUUAACCAGCUUCACACUUAGGGUUCUCAAAAUAAGAAGACUGCCCAAAAUAUUUAGCAAUGUUCUCACAUCAGCAGUGGAUCAACUGGGUCUUUGCCCUAGGACAGAUGGGAGAACAGGAAGAGGAAGACUCAAGUGGAGUUGCUUUUAGGAACAUCUGGUCAACCUGGGAAUAGGCCAGCCCCAGGGAGAUGAUGUGGGGACAGGUAUGUGGAGGUCUCAGUGCCCUUUCUUGUCUCUCUUCACCCACUGCUAGGCUUUUUAGAUUCCCAAGAACCCCUACACAGCCCUGGAUUUUGAUUAUCUCAUUCACACUGAGGUGCUAGACUUACUGACAUCCUCUGAGGAACAUGUACAUUCUAAGAAGACCUAGAGAGACAGCAGCACUUAAUGGUGAGAAAGGAGUUACCCAUAUUUGAAUCACAGCUUUUUCUGUAGGUAUGGAGAAAGAACCAUCCCUCUCCUUGAGCCAACAUGAAUGAUUAUUGGUAAAAUGGAUGUCAGGCCAUACAAGGAGGGUUGUUUUUAACAAUCAGUAUUCACAUGAAUCACUUUAUCUUCAGAUAGAAGUCAUAAUAGCACACAUGGCUACCAUUUAUUGAGAGUCUACUACAUGACCCAGUGGACUAAGUAUUUGAAUAUACUAUCUCAUAUAAUCUCCCUAACAAUUUUAUGAAAUGGAUACUGUUUAUUAUACCCACUUUAUAGGUGAGAAACAUCUACAUGUCUGCCUCCGUAGUCCAGGCCUCUGACCAACAUCAACCACGUCAUUCCUAUGAACUCAAGACCCAAGGCUCAGAAGGACCUAGCCAUGAAGUCCGAAUGGCUUAGGAGCCUUUUAGUACUGUGGUACUAAAUGUGCUUUUUCAUUUCUCCUUUUUCUUCCUUUUUUUUUUGCCAACUUAAAACCCAGUGGUACCCUAGAGCUGCCAUGUGUUCUGGUUGUUAAAUUCUUAGCAAUUUUGCAAGCUGAUUAUUAAGUACAGCCAUUAUUAAAAAUUAAAUUGUAUAAAUUUUCAAUUAAAUAAAUUAUAUUUAAUGCACAGGUAUUAAGUACCCAACCUAAUCACUUCUUAAUUAUUUCAUCACUCUUUGCUUUCUGGGCUCCUGACAUUAUUUGUAUCAGUCAGAUCCAAAAGAUGAACUUGCUGCACAAGGAUGUUCUACAGCUCAUCUUCCAACUCCACAUUUAGUGACUUCAUGGUGAUAACUCAAAAUUGGCCAUGGUGGGAGAAUUUGCACCAUGGAAAUUAGCAAACACAAGCCAGGGGUUCCCCUUCUCUCCCUAAGAAACCAUUUGUUAAACAUUUACCUGUAGAGCAUUACCUUGAUGUUGCUAAUGCACACAGCAAGGUAGGACUAUUGCAGACAGUGGACUUUGGGAAAAAGCAAGUCCUUGGUGGCCAUAUUGAUAGGGGUAGAGAUGACAGUCAAAGAGCAAAUUCUCAGAAAACCCAAACCAUCCUGGAGAAGAGAUUCUGAGGCUUAUAAGCAGCUACAAGAGCAUUCCCUGCCAGAGGAUACCCUCCUCCUCCCCAUCAGCAUCCCUCUCUAUCUCUGUGAGUACAUAGAGUUGUAUUGGAUGGCUUUCAUGGAGAAUCAUGGCCCAUAACUAGUCUGUUGGCAAUUCCAACCCAAAAGCAAAACCAAGCUCUAUAAAUAGAGCUUGAAUCUCCUAUCACUUAGGUGCCCCUCCCUAGCUCUAGAUCCUGACACAUAGGCCAAAAUCUAAUCUAAAGAAAUGUUCUAUUUUGAAAUUAGAGAUAUAAAAUAUCCAAAAUCUGAGAAGUCACAGUAAGCAGUAGUUUCAGACAUCACAUAAAAUGAGUUCCCAUGAAACUGGGACCCUCGGCAGGAAUCUAAGGGACAGAAAAGGUAGUCAGUCAAGAGAUGUCACACGAAGAACAGUGCUUAGCAUUUUCCUUUCCUGCUUUGGCUACUUCACUUCAUUGCAACCCAGCAAGGACCCUGCAAGGGUAGACGGUUUCCCCUAGGGCAAGACUCAUGGGACAGAACAGGCUAAGUCCCUGGAAAAUGGCAGGAUCUCCAAAGUCAACUGUGAAUCAAUGACUCUGAUCCCAGUGAUUUCCAUGUAAGGGAUGGCAGAAGUGAGGUUCUCUGAGGUUCCACCUGGAGCCCGGUUCUGGUGGGAGGGGGGUAUCACAACUGGGCAUCAAAGAGUUAGGCUUUGAUUGACAUUCAGCUCCAAAUUGCAUCAAGUGGAGUCUCCUAGUCAGAUUGUCAAAUUUGUUCUGAAGAUUUCCUUUAAGAAUUGGUUUGCUGUCCUUUGUGUUAACCUGGAGGAUGGCCAGCUGAAGAAAACCUCCAUUGAAGAAAGAUCCCAGAGAUCUAUUGCAGAUAAGCAUUGAUUUCCUCCAAUAUCAGGUCAUCAUAUGAGUUAUCUACAGGGGUUAGAGUUUGUUUUUUCCAAUACUGUGAAAAAAAUUUCACCUUGAUUAUACUAUAAACGUUUCUUAUCCUUUUUUAACCUUGGUUUAAGGUAUGGAGAUAAGAAAGAGAAAGGAAAUUGAGAGGCAUUUUACUUAUCCUGAAAUUGAUGUGUAUAUAGAAUUUUCUAGGCUUUCUAAUGUUAAAGAAGAAGUAGCAAACGUAGAAUGCUACUUUACUCUGUCUCAAAUGGAAAAUGUCAUUAAAUCACAUUUGAUAUUGUUUCCUGGAACCCUUUGGAGUUGUUUUGUUGAUGGUGGUGGUCCCCCCCCCACACACACACACAUACACACACACACUCACUCACACACUAGUAAGCAACAUGAAGGAAGUGCUGUUAUCAGAGAUUCGCCAGCUGUCACGUUUGACUUAGGUGUCAUUAUCUCCCCCUCUCAUUUCAUAUUUAAAAGUCAUAAUUAGAUUCACAGAAUAAAUCACUACCAGAGGUAAAUAGAAGCCCUGGCAACUAACUUGCCCCCAGUCCUAUUUCAGUCUAGUGCUGCCCUGAGAAGAGAGACCAAAGCCCUUCUCCCCACAUGGUAAAGAAAGACUUGCUUCACUCCCCUUCUCUGGUCUCCCAAGUCCCUUAUCUUAGCUGUCCCCUGCCUCUGCCUAACAACACUGUCCCUGAAAUUUACUUCUGGGCCUAUCAGAUCAGUUGUCAAAGAAGCCUUCAUGGUUUAAUUCUUUAAUUUCAGGCCACUGUUAGUUACUCGCAAGAUCAGAAUUGAGCAAGAGUUCUAAUCCUAUUGCCUGUCAAUUCACUUUAACCUCAAUCUUCUUCCCUUCCUCCUUAUUCCCUGAACCUGUUUCCUGCUCUCACAAAGGCUUAGAGACAGUGCCUUGAAUGGAUCUGAGUGAUCAAAACUGACCACAUGGCCAUCAUGAAUAUUCAUGAGCCAGGGCACUUUUCAGGCCCUGUCCUCUCCGGGGACCACUCUGUACCCCACAGUGGCCGGGUUAUUUGCCCUUUGCCUCACAAUUCCACACUAACGCUGCUGAUGUUCAUGCUGGAGAAAGACUCCCCCGAGAGAGAACUCGGUCCUCCAGAAGCCCAGCAGAGGGAGGAAGCCCCAGCCUGAUCCCGCCGUGACAGCCAGAAUUUGGGUUCCCAAACUUCAGUGGGCUUAAGAGUUACCCGUAGAACCCAGUUUUUGAAUCCUAGAACCAGACAUUCUGAUUCAGGGGUCUAGAGUGGAGCCCAGGAUUCUGAUUUUUAACUCUCUUCCCCCAUGGGAUUCUGCUGAGGCUAUUUGGCUGAACAUUAGGUUCUCAAAUCCAGAGCCAGAGAUCUGGUGAGAAAACAGGUCACCAAAAACAAAGAAGCAGGUGAAGUCACCUGGGGAAGAUAGCUGGUAGUUCUUUAAAAGAGGCAGGAGAGCAGGAAAGAGGUGACUGGAAACGGUCAUACUUGCAUUCAAUGGAGAAGCAGGAAAAAACUAAACAGAGUCUAAAAAGAGCACAGAGGAGUAUUAGGCAGGAGUCCUCUGCAACCCAGUGUGAGAGGGAACACAGCUCUGUCAUCUGGGGCUGGCAAGAGAAGGCAGAGAGGACAGAGGAGCAAGAAAGGGGGUUGGCAGGCAGAUGAGGAUGUGGGAGCUCCUCAGCCAUGACGGAUGAACCAGCCCAGCGUGGAACAGUCCCCAGUGCCGAGUGCCACACAGUGCAAAUCCCCACCGCCUGGUGCUGAUAAAGGGACUACAACCCUAUAAAUCUUCCUUUGAGCACUGAAGUAAACCCCUGUCUGGUCCUAAUUUAUAUUUAAAUCUCUGCCCUCAGCCCUGACACGGAGUCACCUCACAAAUCCCUAGAGAGGCUUUUAUUCAUCGCGCAGGUCUCCCCUGGCUGCCUGGGUAGGGGUCACCAUUUCACGACCUUCCGACCUUCCUGGGGAAUGUGAAAUAUCAGAUCUUAUUCUCCUGCAGCUCUGAACUAAGCCCCCUGUAAGCUUCGCCUGCAGGGUGAGAAAGAAGGAAAGCCUUGAACUGGUUCCCUAUUGGUCCUGGGGUAGACAAGGCAGACUUUGCAUUUGCUGUGCAAGGACCAGCGGGAAAAGCAUCUAUUAAGUAUCAAAGUUGGGAGCUUUGAUUACCACCCAGCUAGAAGGUAAUUGAAUCUUCCAUUCUGUCUCUUCCUCGGUUUCAAUUCUAUUUCCAGUAAUACACAAGGGGUAGACACAUCUUGAUUUUUAGAUCAGACUUUACAGUGUUAACUUUAAAAAAGAUUGACACGGAGGUCAAAGGAAAUAGCAUUUAUUUGAGAAACAAAGAAUUGCAAUUCUAGUACACAGAAUCAGGGUACUCAGAGCAGUGUCCCAUGGGGGCAUGUACGGGGAGGUUUCUUUAACAAUAUUUCCACAAAAGUUGUUUUCAGAGGCAAUUUGUUAGCUGGACAGAAAUUCUAAAUCACAAACCUGUUCUGAUUGGUUUAUUAAUUAAGUUAAUUAGGUCAGCGGCUGCCCGAUUUCACCUGUUGAAGUGUAUUGGAGCAGGUUUGAAUACAAUCUUCUUGAGGUCUCCCUAUUCCAUUUAAAAAAAAAAAAAAAAAACUUAGUCUCAGUGACUUCAUUUUCUUUCCCAACAGGCAAU